This is a messenger RNA of Ilex paraguariensis (yerba mate), 474 nucleotides long. The record is from the annotation of a GenBank genome assembly. NCBI's taxonomy places the organism in Eukaryota, Viridiplantae, Streptophyta, Magnoliopsida, Aquifoliales, Aquifoliaceae.
AUGGUUUCCAGAUCAGAAGUUUCUCAUCAAGGAUAUGAGGGUUCAAGAAGUGCACUAGGAAUUCUUCGAUAUCCGCAGCCUUUGGAAGCUUGUCAGACUAUGCAAGUAGUGCAAGGAAAAACUUCUUCUACAGUGAAAAACCAAGCACUUGAUGAGCUCCAUGGGUGUAGCUUCACUUGGACGGUGGAGAGGUUCUCUAGGUUGCUUGGUGAGAAGUUUUAUUCCAGUGUAUCUGUUGCCGGUGGUUAUGAAUGGAAGACAAUUAUUUAUCCAGGUGGGGACCAUUUUGUGAUAUACAUAGAAAUGGUGGAUUCGAGAAUGUUGCCGUAUGGGUGGAGUAGAUAUGCGAGGUUUAGCUUGGCUGUUGUUAAUCAAAUGCAAAGCAAGUUGACAAUACGAAAGGGUAUGUUCUGCACAACUCCUGCUUAUGCAGUUCGUUAUUGUUACUGUGUUUACGACAUUAGUUAUUGUUGA